This is a messenger RNA of Bufo gargarizans (Asiatic toad), 1700 nucleotides long. RefSeq names its product gastrula zinc finger protein XlCGF17.1-like. Gene Ontology annotation, cellular component: nucleus. The record is from RefSeq and is a predicted model, not a curated record. Bases 168 to 1073 code for a protein of 301 amino acids. Gene Ontology annotation, molecular function: RNA polymerase II cis-regulatory region sequence-specific DNA binding; DNA-binding transcription activator activity, RNA polymerase II-specific. NCBI's taxonomy places the organism in Eukaryota, Metazoa, Chordata, Amphibia, Anura, Bufonidae. Gene Ontology annotation, biological process: regulation of transcription by RNA polymerase II. The transcript is spliced from 2 exons.
GCGAUCCCCCGUGUAAGAGUGAGGUGGAGGAGGACAUUCCAGGAGAUGUCACCACAGAAAGUCUCUGUAAGAGUUCUGAGGGAAACUUCAAGUUAUCACUAAAUUAUAAAGCAGAAGAUGAAGACAUCAUAGAUCACUCUUCAGGAGAAAACCUCAUUAUACUUAAUAUGCAUCCAGGACUUCACAGUACAGCUUUAUCAUAUUAUCCCACUAAUCUUGAGGAACCUUCUCCUUUCCAAUCAGAGAUUGUUACCACAAGUACAGAUCAGAAAGGGUGUGAAAUCUCAGGUCUUUCUACAAACAGAACUCACACAGUAGAGAAACCAUACUCCUGUUCAGAAUGUGGAAAAUGUUUGAAAGAUAAAACACAUCUUGUUAUACAUGAGAGAAGUCACACAGGAGAGAGACCAUAUUCAUGUUCAGAAUGUGGGAAAUGUUUUAAAGAUAAAUCACAUCUUGUUAUACAUGAGAGACGUCAUACAGGAGAGAAGCUACAUUCAUGUUCAGUAUGUGGAAAAUGUUUUGUAGAUAAAUCACAUAUUGCUACACAUGAGAGAAUUCACACAGGAGAGAAGCCGUUUUCAUGUUCAGAAUGUGGAAAAUAUUUUACACAAAAAGCAAGUCUUUUUAAACAUCAAAGAUAUCACACAGGAGAAAAGCCAUUUUCAUGUUCAGAAUGUGGGAAAUGUUUUGCACAAAAAUACUAUCUUGUUGAACAUCAGAGAAUUCACACAGGGGAGAAGCCGUUUUCAUGUUCAGAAUGUGGACAAUGUUUUACACAAAAAUCAAGUCUUUUUAAACAUCAAAUAUAUCACAAAAGAGAAAAGCCAUUUUCAUGUUCAGAAUGUGGGAAAGGGUUUACACAAAAAUCAAGUCUUGUUACACAUCAAAGAUGUCACACAGGUGAAAGGCCAUACUCAUGUUCAGAAUGUGGAAAUUGUUUUAUAUAUAAAUCACAACUUAUUAUACACGAGAGAAUUCACACAGGAGAGAAGCCAUACUCCUGUUCAGAAUGUGGGAAAUGUUUUAGACAAAAAUCAGAGCGUGUUAUACAUGAGAGAAUUCACACAUGAGAAAAGCGAUAUUCUUGUUUAGAAUGUAAGGAAUAUUUUACACAGAAAUCACAUUUUAUUAGACAUCAGAGAUUUCACGCAGGAGACAAGCCAUAUUCAUGCUCAGAAUGUGGAAAAUGUUUUAUAUAUAAAUCAUAUCUUGUUAUACAUGAGAGAAUUCACACAGGAGAGAAGCCAUAUUCAUGUUCAGAAUGUGGAAAAUGUUUUAGAGAAAAAUCAGAUCUUAUUACACAUGAGAGAGGUCACACAAGAGAGAUGCCAUUUUCAUGUUCAGAAUGUGAGAAAUGUUUUACACGGAAAUCACAUCUUGUUAAACAUCAGAGAUUUCACAAAUGGGAGAAGCCAUAAUAAUGUUCAAAAUGUAGGAAAUAUUUUAGAGGAAAUGCAUAUCUUGUUACACAUGAUAGGUCAUACAGCCAGACAAGCCAUAUUCAUGUUCAGAAUGGAGAAGCGCUUUUCAGAUAAAUCAAAACUUGCUAAACAUCAUAGAUUUUACAAAGGAGAGAAACCAUUUUCACAUUUUUUUUAAUUAGGUUUAGAGAUGAGCAAAUGUCAAAAAAAAAUGUUUGUCUCUGAUCUGUCCGUGCAGUUAUAUUCAGGUCCAAAUAAAUUGUACCCUGGAAAAGC